Messenger RNA from Schizosaccharomyces osmophilus, 213 nucleotides. It is a transcript of the gene gon7, whose product is annotated as EKC/KEOPS complex subunit Gon7. Lineage: Eukaryota; Fungi; Ascomycota; Schizosaccharomycetes; Schizosaccharomycetales; Schizosaccharomycetaceae. The record is from RefSeq and is a predicted model, not a curated record. The coding region runs from base 1 to 213 and encodes 70 amino acids. The transcript has a single exon.
AUGCCUGAUUUGACGCUUCAAUAUACCAACGAACUUGAUCCUCAGCACUCUUGCUCCAAGGACCUGACGGUGGAGGAAGACAAGCAAACCUUCUAUGACUCUUUGAAGCACCAAGUAAGAGCAUUGCAGGAAUACUCCAAUGCAUUCUUUACAGAAAAAAUGAAGUAUGAGACGAAAAUCGACGUUCCUGAAGAGCAACCCAUCAUGCUCUAA